AUGGAAGAGGAAACGAUUAAAAUAAAGAUAAAGAGCAUAGAUAACCAAGAAUGUGAGUUUUGUGUAAAAAAAAACACAACCGCAGAAGAAUUAAAAAAUAUGAUAGCUGAAAAAAAAAAUGUAGAUAUAAAUGAUAUAAGAUUAAUAUAUCAAGGUCAAUGUUUAUCAAAUACUAAAACAAUAGCUGAAUAUAAUAUUCAAAAUGAUCAUAUAAUUCAUGCAGUAAUAAGAAAAAAGGAAAAUAUAAAUAAUAAUGCAUAUGAAAACAAAAAUGAAAAAUCAAGUAAAUUCAAAAAUACAGACCAAGACAAUAAUAAUAAUUAUACUAGCAGUAGCAAUCCUUUGAAUGAUCCUCUACAAUAUGGUUUUGCAUCAAACAUAAACUUCAAUAAUCUUAAUAGCAAUGCAAAUACUACAGAUAAUAAUAGACCAUUUGGUAGUACCUCUAUACCUACACCUAAUAUUGGUGGUGCAACACCUCUUUAUUUUACGCAUAUGAGAUUAACAAGGAAUGAUAAUUUAGAAAAUGAUAUAAUGGGUCAAACUAAUAUGUGUUCACUAUUAAAUGAUAUUAUGAGCCAAGUUAAUAUUAAUCCGAAUUUUAUUUAUGGAGCAGCAACUGCAGCCGUUAAUUCUGUUGGAUCAGGAGAAAAUUUUUUUACUGCAAACCUCAGGCCAACCGAUACAAAUGUCAACAUGAACGACUUUAGAAAUAAUAAAGAGAAGGAUGGAACUAAUGCAAAUACUGCAACCAAACAAAAGGAUAUGGAAAAAGAUGAGACUCGAAAAGAAAAUGAAAAUGUAAAUAAUGACGCGGAAAAGAAUGUAGAAAAAGGAACUAACAAUGAUAAUUGUGGAAAUGCAAAUUCAGAGCAUAAUAAACAAAAAAAUGAAAAACCAAUAAAUAAUAAACAUUCAUCAGAAGGAAAACAUAGAGGAAAAAAAAGUAACAGUAGUAGUAGUAGUGGAAAUAGCAGUAGAAGUAAUAGUAGUUAUGAAUAUAAUCAAAAUGACAAAGAAAGUGACGAAGAUGAAGAUAAGAAAAAAUUAAAAAAAAAACUAAAAAAAAAAUAUAUGCAAAAAAUAAAAAAUAAAUAUGAUGAGAAUAGUUUAAAUAAAGAAAAUAAUAAUGAUGAUAUAUAUAGUUCUUCUUACAAUAGCAAUUAUGAAUCAUCUUGUUCAGAAAAUUCUGAUUCAAAAGAAAGAGAAAUAGAUGAGGAAAAGAAAAAAAGAUAUAAAAAUAAAAUUUUAGAAAAAAUGAGAAAAAAAAGAGAAAAAAGAGAAAAAAAAAAAAAAAAAAAAUAUUAUUAUUCAACCAAUUCAUCAUCAGAUUAUGAUAAAAUAUAUGAAAGAGAUGAAAAGAAAAAGAAAAAAAAGUUACGAAAUAAAGGCAAAUUUAUGUUUGAUCCAAAUUUAUUAUAUAAUCCAAAUUACAUGCGUAACAUGUAUAGAGGUGUAUAUAAUCCUGGAUAUCCUAACCCUUAUAUAAACAAUUUCAACAACGGAAAUGCAUUCAGACCCAACACAAACUUCAAUAAUGUUUUUAAUAACAAUAGUAUGCUUAGAAAUGCUCCUUAUCCAUAUAUGAGUGGAAAUGAUAUGAAUAGGCCAAUGCAUUAUUAUGAUCAAAAAUGUGCAAAUAUAAGUGAAAAUGAAAAUUAUAUAAAUUUUAAAGAUGAUAUAAGUGAUGGAUAUGAAAAUAUAAAGAAGGGUUUGAAUAAAGAUUUUUUUAAAAGUGCUUUUAAAAGAGAAGAAUUAAAUGUAAAUGAUAAAAAAAGAAUGUUAAAUACUAUAAAUAUAAAUAAAAACAUUUCAGAUGCUAAUAAUAAUAAUAAUAGUGAAACUCUUUUUGGAAAUAACUUUUGUAAUAAUAAUGUACAUGCAGGAAAUAGAACUGUGAAUGAUACACAAAAUUUGAUUAAAAAUACAAAUGAGUGUUAUACAGGAGGAAUAUUAGAUAGCACAGGUAUACAAAAUAGUAACAAUACCACCACUAAUAAUAAUGGCAAUAAUAGAAAUAGUUAUGCAAAUAUAAUACCCUUUAGUGAUGUAGAACUUGUUAGAAAUAACUCAGCUCGAACAAAUUCAAGGGGAACAUUAAAUCGAGAAGAAGAUAAUUUAUCUGAAAAUAAUUUAAUGCCUGAACAUAUGAGAUCUAUUCAAAUGGCUAGUAAUAAUAGAAGACACUUAAGAAGUACAUCAAAAUUAUUAAAUGAAGAAAGUGAUUUUGAAUAUAAAAAUAUUGAAUUAAAUAUUCCAUGGAGAAUAAUGGAACAACUAUUAGUUUUGUUAGAAGAAGAGACAGGAUAUAAACGCCCUAAUUUAUCAUCCUAUAUUAAUUCAUAUUAUAGUAGUAAUUCAAUAUAUGUAUUUUUUAAUUUAUUUGUUCAUAUUAAUAAUAUAAUAAAUAGUAUUAUAAUUCAAUUUAAUCAUUCAAACUUUUUAAAUAAUGAUAUAUCUAUGUCAUCCUUCUCAAGAAUAAGUAUAAUUUUAUCUUUAGCCUCAGUUAUUUUUUCAAGAUUAUCAAACUUUUUUUUUGUAUUUUAUGAUAACUUUUAUUGUAAUAAUUACGGAAGAAACUAUAGAUAUUCAGAACCAAUUAAUCAUGAAUAUUUAAGAGAGUUAAGAAAUUUUUAUUACUCCAAUAAUAGAAAUAAUAAUAUGCGCAAUUCAAAUAUUGCUAAUUUAAAUUCUGAACAAAAUAAUGCAUAUGAUAAUUUCAGAACAAAUCCUAAUCGUACAAAUUUACAACAAGAGUUUGAAGAUUAUUAUAAAAAUUAUUUAAGUGGUAUUGAUGUAGGUAUAAAUAAUAAUCUAUUAUUACGAAGAGGUCAUACAAAUUUUAAGACCGAAAAUUUGACUGAUAAUAUUUUUUCAAAAGAUGAUUAUAUUAGUCAUAAAUAUAAAAAUAAACAUAAAUUAUCAAAUAGUUUUAUAGAUCCAAAAGAAAAUAAAUAUAAUAAUCAUAAGUUUACUGAUUUGGAUGGUAGCUUAAGAGCAAAUAGAGAUUGGAAUACGAAUAAUCCUUUUUCAACACUUCAAAAUUAUAACAAAAAUAAUGACCCUCUUUUAUAUAUAAGUAAGAAUAAAAAAAAAGGAAAUAAAAAAAAUGAAGAAAAACAAAAAAAAAAUGAUAAAGAUACAAAUAGUGCAUCAGCUAAUAAAAACCCCAGUGUAUGCAGUUCCAAACAUAGUCGUAGUAAUAGUAGUAAACAUGGUAGUGAUAAAAUUGAUAGUAAUAAAAAUGAAUCUGAAAAUAAAAAUAUUGUUGAACCCGAUGUUGUAGAUUCUCGUACUAAAAAUCCAAAAGAUAAAAGAAAUUUUAUGAUUAAUAUUUUUAAAAAUCUCUUAAAAAAUGAACCAGAAGAAAAAGCACCAGAAAAGAAUACCAAUGAUCAAAAUUGUUUGAAAAAUAGUGAAAAAAAAAAUAAUAAUUGUCCUGAUACAACUUUAGUAUGUUAUGACAAUAAUAAGAAUGAAACUUCAGAUGACGAAAAGGAACAAAAAGAUAGUCCCAAUAAUAAUGAUCCAAACAAAAUGGAUCAACAAAAUUCCACUAAUACUCCUUUACCUGCUGAACAAAAUGAAAAACUAGAAAAUGAUGGUAAAACAAAUGAUGAAAAAAAAAAUAGUGUAGGUACUCAAAAAAAUGAGCAGGCAGUAGCUAAUAAUAUAUCGAUUCCAAAUAUUAAUUUUGCAAAUAUUUUAAACGACGUUCAAAAUCAGUUAGCCACUCAUAAGGCACCUGAAGCACCCCAGCGCGAUAAGUUUGACGGAGUACCCGAUAAAGUCAAAGAGAGAUAUGCAAACUGGACAGAAAAUGCCCAAAUAUUUUCGGGACAGAUGAUAAAAAUAUGUAGAAAUAAAAGACCACUAAGUUAUACAUACCUCGGUGAAAGUUCAUUAAAUGAAGAUAUAUCCUAUAACAACCCAUUACCAUUUUUAUGGAAAAAGAACAUGAGUAAUAUAAAUGCCAGCUUUGACCUAGAAGUAUCGGAUGAAUUGAUGGAAGCAUUUGAUAUGCACAUUUUGGAAUUUGUAAAAAAAUCAAUUAAAAAUAACGAGGACUAUAAAUUAGAAAAAUCUAAAUAUCCAAGCCUCUCAAAAUGUGAAGAGAUUUUUGAUGAAGCUGACAAAAAUUAA
This is a messenger RNA of Plasmodium vinckei vinckei, 4143 nucleotides long. RefSeq names its product ubiquitin-like protein, putative. Gene Ontology annotation, cellular component: BAT3 complex. Lineage: Eukaryota; Apicomplexa; Aconoidasida; Haemosporida; Plasmodiidae. The transcript is spliced from 6 exons. Bases 1 to 4143 code for a protein of 1380 amino acids. The record is from RefSeq and is a predicted model, not a curated record. Gene Ontology annotation, molecular function: polyubiquitin modification-dependent protein binding; misfolded protein binding.